This is a messenger RNA of Coccomyxa subellipsoidea C-169, 237 nucleotides long. RefSeq lists its product as hypothetical. The record is from RefSeq and is a predicted model, not a curated record. The transcript has 2 exons. Lineage: Eukaryota; Viridiplantae; Chlorophyta; Trebouxiophyceae; Coccomyxaceae. Bases 1 to 237 code for a protein of 78 amino acids.
AUGGGUGUGCAGCGACCAAGGCAGAGUUUUGAAUUUGCCGGGCUGGAAACAGUGCGCAUCAGGCAUGAUGCAUCUGUGAUGUUCGCACAGAGGCUUAAGGGGGUCGUCAGGCAGGACAGCAGCACAGCAUUCUCAGCUGAGCAGUGCAAGCAGGGGGGCGGUGGGGGCAUCCUGCUGGAGCGGCUAAUGCCAGAGAUAGCUUACAAGCUGGGCCGAGCACACAAGUAUGGUGCAUGA